Messenger RNA from Fomitopsis serialis, 822 nucleotides. RefSeq lists its product as uncharacterized. The transcript has 3 exons. Lineage: Eukaryota; Fungi; Basidiomycota; Agaricomycetes; Polyporales; Fomitopsidaceae. The record is from RefSeq and is a predicted model, not a curated record. Bases 1 to 822 code for a protein of 273 amino acids.
AUGGCGACCUCUUUGACAAGUUGGUGUGUAUCAUGCAUUCAUGGCGAUGUCAACGUGCAUAACGAUGGCCCCAGGAAUUUAUCGCCCGCGAAUUGCGGAAUAAUUCUCGUCCCUUUGGCGGGAUACAGGUAUGCUCGUCGACACAGAGACAAGUAUAGUAAACUGCUAAAUUUUUAUCAGUUGGUGCUGUCCGGUGACUUUUGCCAGCUCCCACCAGUUCCCGACAGGGAUAAACAAUCAGCCAAGUUUGCCUUCGACGCCAACUCAUGGGAUGCUUGCGUCGGACGGCCCGUCGUCCUCCACCGCGUCUUCCGACAGAAAGACCAGGCCUUCGUCGACAUGUUGAAUUCCAUGCGAUUCGGACACCUUACUCCACAGACGGUCACCGAGUUCAGGAAGCUCUCUCGCAAGGUUACAUACACUGACGGUAUCGAUCCAACAGACCUGUUCCCGACACGAAUAGAAGUCGACAACGCCAAUAGCGCGCGCCUCGCACAGCUUCCUGACCCACAUCCUCACACGUAUCUCGCCAUUGACAGACCAGGAAGGGACGAGAGAGGCAAUGAGAUCCCUUCAGAGAGGGCGAGAACGCUGCUAGAUCGGCUGGUCGCGCCGAAGGAGCUUGUACUCAAGGUACUCCCUCGUUAUAGUCUCAGCUCCACGGGAAUCAUGACGGCCCUUCUAGAUCGGUGCUCAGGUUAUGUUGAUCAAGGUCAGUUGGCCUCGCAGGUAUCCGUAUCGAGUGAAUGCAUAAUCAGCUUGUCAGAAUCUCAUUCAAGGCGAGCUGGUAAACGGGUCUGUCGGGCGAGUUGUUGCGUUUAG